Esox lucius (northern pike) is the source of this 5873-nucleotide messenger RNA. RefSeq names its product receptor-type tyrosine-protein phosphatase N2. The coding region runs from base 201 to 3263 and encodes 1020 amino acids. Gene Ontology annotation, molecular function: protein tyrosine phosphatase activity. Gene Ontology annotation, biological process: protein dephosphorylation. NCBI's taxonomy places the organism in Eukaryota, Metazoa, Chordata, Actinopteri, Esociformes, Esocidae. The record is from RefSeq and is a predicted model, not a curated record. The transcript is spliced from 25 exons. Gene Ontology annotation, cellular component: secretory granule.
AUUGCCGUAGUCAGGCUGACUGCAGGAGCCGAAACCAAAGGAGCUGUUGUCUGAAACGCCCUGCAUCCUACCCCUACCUUCCAAUCUCCAUCUCUCUUUUUAACUCUCCCUGUUUCGGCCCCUCUCAUUUCUGGCAGAAAUAGACAAAAGAAACCAUAAAAAUGGAUGGUUAGCUACUGCAUGCGUGUCCUCUAUUCAGAAUGAGCAACAUGGAUUCGAUGUACAUUAUCAUCGUCCUACUUGCUUCCCAAACCAAUUUUCUAGCCUUCGCAGACAGGAAAUUCGGUUGUCUGUUCGAGAACGAGUUGUGUUCACUCUACGAGAUCUGUGUCAACGAUGGGAUGUUCGGGAGGUGUCACUCCACGGGAGUUCCUGUGACGGAGGUCUUCACCUACGAUGUGUCUCCGGCCGUGGUGCAGCACUUCCACACACUGCUGCAGAAGCUCUCCCACAGAGGCUUGACCUGGGAAGACGAGGCCACCCAGCAGAUCCUAUCCAAGGAGCUGUCUAAGAUUCCCUACAGGCGCCUGCAGGACCCCAGCCCCCCCGUCUACUACAACAGCAAAUCUAGACUCUCUACUCAGGCUAUGGACCCAGGAGACCGGAGCAUCAAGCCGGUGGAUGUAGAGCUCAACAGAAACCUUCAGAACUACCUGCAGCGUCUGGGCCUCCUUCCCCAAGCCUCGUCCCCCGCUGGCCCCAAGAGCUCCACCAAGAGCAACCGUUACCAGUCCUCCCCUGACUACUAUAGACGUCAGUCCCAGGGACAAGGCAACAAAUCCCCUCUGACCUCCUUCCAGCCUCCCUACCAGGAAAGGCCACCUGCCGGAGAUGGAGAUCUUCUGGCGGCCUCCCUCAGGCAGUACCUGUCAGGGCAGCUGUCGUCUCAGACGGAGGGGACCUCCAAAGGUCCAGCCAUGCUUUCCCCUCGCCAACGGGCAUUUUUCAGCAAGAACACGGACAGUAUUGAACCAAAAGAGACCCCUCGAUCCCCAGCGCCCAUCUUGGACCGACUGCUACAUCUACAGGCAGCUGGGGGUGGUCCCCGAGACCCCCUCAGUCCAGUGGACGAGGUGUUCAUCCAGAAGAUUCUGAAGAACGUGGGCAGACACGACAUGGAUGACCUGACUCCUAAAGACCUGGACCAGAUGUCGAGGCUGAUUGCCGACGCCCUACAGGUCGUGGAUCAGGACCAGACCAGAGCCAGACCAGGACCUAGAGACCUGGGAGAGGAGGAGGAGGAGGAGCAGGAGGAUACAAAUGAGGGUCCAGGAGAACAGAAGGUGGAGAGUGUCCUUCCUUCUGUCCCAGAGGGAAGCGCUCCAGUAGAAGAGGCUGCACUCCAAGAGCGAGAAGUGGAUGGAGACGGAGGGCGGCCAGCCUCCAAUGGCAAGGCCCAGAGUGCCGUCGGGCUAUUCGGCAAACUCCUGGCCUACCUGGACAACAGUGAGUUCCCAGACCAGAGAGAGUCCCCGGGCCAGGCCGGCGCCGGUGCCAGGCGUGUCGGUCUGGAGAACGUCCACAGCAGGUCCACUCAGGCUGAGGUGGCGGUGCAGAAGAAGUCCAGUCACUCGACUGACGUGGAGGAGGUGGCUGCGGUGGAGGGCUGGAUCCAGGCGGUGGAGCCCCCUGCUGCCAAGGCGGUCUACCAGGAGCCCCACGAGAAGAAAGUGAACGUCCAAGAGCUGCAGCUGGACGUCAAAGCCGCCAUGAAGACCAAGACUGACGACGACUACGGCUACAUCAUCACCGAAACCAACCCGUUGCCGACUGACAAGGGAGUCAACUUGAUGGAGAUUCUGGCGCGGCGGGCCAAACUCCAGAUUGCCGACUUCCUGGAACUCUCAGUGGUAGGCCCAGCUGUGACCUUCAGAGUACGACCGAACACCCAGAACGUCAGCACGGCAGAUGUGGCCAACGUAGCAGUUCGCCAGAAGGAUGCGGUGGAGAAGGAGGCCAAGGUGAUCAUACUGGAGGCUGGAGUCACCGAUAAAAGCCAGAUAAACCAGAUCCCCACCAAGUACAGCACAGCCGAGUCCACCAAGUUCCUGAUCCUGACCGUAGUGUCGAUCCUGUGUAUCGUGGCCGUUCUCCUGGCCUCCACCGUGGUCUACUGCCUCCGACACCGCUCCCACCACAAGCUCAAGGAGAAACUUACCAACCUGGGGACGGACACAGGCAGCGAUGCUACCUCCACCUAUCAGGAACUGUGUCGUCAGCGCAUGGCGGUCAAGCCCCCAACUGAGCGCCCAGAGCCCAUGCACAGUGUGUCGUCGCGGAUCAACAGCGUGUCGUCCCAGUUCAGCGACGGCGGGACCAUGGUCAGCCCGUCGGCCCGAAGCUCCACGUCCUCCUGGUCUGAGGAACCCGCCCACUCCAACAUGGACAUCUCCACCGGACACAUGAUUCUGUCUUACAUGGAGGACCAUCUGAACAACAAGAAUCGUCUGGAGAAGGAGUGGGAGGCUCUGUGCGCAUACCAGGCUGAGCCCAACUCAUCGAGCGUGGGCCUGGGGCCUGGAAACGCCAAGAAGAACCGCACCAACUCGGUGGUGGCCUAUGAUCACUCAAGAAUAACCUUGAAGGUUGAAAACAGCCAGGGAAAUUCAGAUUACAUCAAUGCCAGCCCAAUAAUGGACCACGACCCGCGGAACCCGGCAUACAUCGCUACUCAAGGCCCCCUACCCUCUACGGUGGCAGACUUCUGGCAGAUGGUUUGGGAGAAUGGCUGCGUGGUCAUUGUCAUGCUGACACCCCUCACCGAGAGCGGGGUCAAACAGUGCUACCACUACUGGCCCGACGAGGGUUCCAACCUCUACCACAUCUACGAGGUGAACCUGGUGUCAGAGCACAUCUGGUGCGAUGACUUCCUGGUUCGUAGUUUCUACUUGAAGAACAUGCAGACCAACGAGACACGCACCGUCACACAGUUCCACUUCCUUACCUGGCUGAACCAGAACGUCCCCGAGUCCAGCAGGACGCUCCUGGACUUCCGCAGAAAGGUUAACAAGUGCUACCGGGGACGGUCUUGUCCUAUAAUUGUCCACUGCAGCGACGGCGCUGGGAGAAGUGGAACAUACGUUCUGAUUGACAUGGUUCUCAACAAGAUGGCUAAAGGUGCUAAGGAGAUUGAUAUCGCUGCCACGCUGGAGCACUUGAGGGACCAACGGCCGGCCAUGGUCCAAACCAAGGAGCAGUUUGAGUUUGCUUUGACAGCUGUUGCGGAGGAGGUGAACGCCAUACUCAAAGCUCUUCCACAGUGAGGAGAGAACCAAGCCUCAGCAGCAAAACCCUCCCCAGGGAUCUCUCCUCUCCGCCACUCCACUACUCCCCACUUCUCCACCACUCCGUCUUUGUGGAUGUUGUGCAAGAGUGUGACCGGAUCUUGACCGUGUAUUAACAGAAAUAAAAAACAAUAUUGUGAUAUAUAUGGAGCUCGUUUCCAAACAGACAAUUUAAUGCAUCAAAAAUGUUACCAUAAGAGCGUCAUCUGUUCAUUAUUUGAAAUAUAUUAGUCAAAGGAAUAUUGUUUUUAGGACGUUUUGUACGUGGGUGCGCGCGUGUGUAAAAUGUGUUCGGAGUGGCUGAGGAUCAAGCUUUUCUAGUAUCUGUCUUGAUCCCGAAGGCUCUGCACAUGUGCGGGAUUCUGUACCUAGGUUUUCAUCUGCAGCUGCUUUAUCGCUCCUGAUGUUGUGGUGCUGUCGAGUACUCUACUAACCUCACCAUGUUUCUACUGCGUCGCUGCCUGUUGUAGCUCGUAACAGUCUGUUACUGCAAACAGAGACAUGGCACGAACAGGCGAGCUUCUGAGGCAACAAAUCAAACAGAGGCCUGCAAAACAGCCAUUUUCAAAGAUAAUCCUCCCUAACAUUAGGCAGGCGUAAGGGUAAAUGCAACUUGAACUUGCCCACUGUCAAAGUCUGGUUUAAUGGCUACGGAGUGGCUGCCCAGUGGUGGAGCUCAUGCAAAUGUCAAUCGUGUGCUGUCUCUCAAAUCAUGUAGUCAUUGCAAACACUGGCAUAGCAGUGGGUGUAUGAGAAGUUGAAGUACUGUUCUUUAUCAGUAACUCGGGCCGGAUAUGGCAGCCUAAACAAAAUAAAGAUUUUAAUCUCACAAUGCAUGUAGCUUGGUUAGCAGAACAUGGUGCUUGCAAUGCAAGGGUUGUGGGUUUAAUUCCCAUGGGGCCAGGACAAAAGAGGUAAAAAACAUGUCUGUAAGUCUCUCUGGGUAAGAGCGUCUGCUAAAUUACUUUAAUACAGAUACUAGGAUGGUUAAAAUGCUUAUUGUUUUGCCCAGAUGCAUUGACUAUGUAGUCAGCUUCUGCAACCGCAAUAUACUUAGUCACAACAGAUAAAGACGGUUGUAAACAAGUAAAUUAGCAUACAAAACAUUCCGAUAUAUUAAUUUUGGAGUGCUUGUUAAAAUAUCUGCAGGGUUUUCUGCUGUUCAGAAUUACGAAGGAGAGACGUAGGCUACACUAUCAUGUCAAUCAAAUCGGAAAAGCAAAUGAAAGAGGAAUCUGAAGGGGGGGGUGAAAAUAGCAGUAUUGACCCUCUCAUGGUCCUAUGUAAGAGAAGGGAGUAGGCGGGGCAAAACUGCACCUACGUAUAAAGAAUAAAUACAUGCGCAGAAUGUGGACCGUACAAGUGCAAAGUUUUCGGGUUCUUAUGUGCCCGACAGCCUUUUCAGAAUGAGAAUAGAGAAAAGCUGGAUCCGCAGCCAGUUGGUCAUCUCAUCUGUAUAAUUGGGGCAUUUAUGUCAUUUUUCACUUCGGCCCUAUUAUGCAGUGUACUCAACCAUACCAUGUCAUGUGUAUCAAAAAAACUGCUCAAUUAGGUCAAGUGAAUACUGACGAUAACAAAGAUGACGAUAACAAUUCUAGUUACCAUAGUGAUAAUGACAGAAAGCAAUAUGUGUUUCCUCAGACUGUUGAGACCUGGACAAACAAUUAUAAGUUGUGCAAAAGUGAUUGUGACUAAACUUAUUCUUGUCAGUCAGUAAACUAAAACGUGCUAAUGCCUGCCUCAAUUAAAGGAGUUCUAUGAAUUGGUGUACUGUUUGUGCAUUUAAAAUUCCGUAAUUUGUUUGUAAAUAAAACAGUUCUUCAAAUCUAGAAGGACACGUAGCAUCGAUGGUUUAAGCGUGAACAGUUUCAUGUUUCUACUUGAUUGCCACUGGAUGUCCCUGUGUUUUACUAGCAGCUGAGUCCAGGGUUCAUCCCAAAUGGCACACUAUCCCCUAUAGAUCGCACAACUUUUGACCAGGGCUCUGGUGAAAUCUAGUGCACAGGGGAAUAGGGUGCCAUUUGUGAUGCGAUGUUGAUGCACUACAGGAGUACUGUCAAUUCUACCCCAGCACCAAGUUCUGCAUAUAAUUUGUUCCAUUAAAGCCCACAAUAUUUUGUUGAACUAACUGCCAAGUGAUAAUCAGUUAAAGCCUGAAGUCAGUCAUUUAACUCAUAUCCAAAUGUUGUUAAUUUAUUUUUCUAUGUUUGUGUCCAAGUAAUUCUGUUUAAUACAUCUAAUAUUUUCUGAAUUUCAAAUGAAAUGACAUGGUUGUACAGCAUACACUAGAGAAUGCAUGGCUUAUCAAAACAUUUUUAUUCCGAGUGCACUGCUUUUGACUUAGACUCAAGGAAAUAGAGUGCAAUUUUGCACCUUUAGACUGAAAGAGUGCCACUUUUAUGUACGUGUCCUUUAUUGUAACACCUUUUAUCAUUUAAUGUAUUCAUUUUGACAGAUGGCUGGUCUGGUUUGUUGAUCUCUACUUAUAUAUUAUUAGUCAAUGCCAACAGAAAAUAUUUUUGUUCUAUCGAUAUUGAAGAUUUACUCUUGUAAAUAAAGUCCCAUUAUCAAUGGUGUGUUGAAUUGCAA